CUUGAUUCAAGUGGAGAGCAUGGAUUUCAACAACGUAUCGAGAACUGUUAUUAUCAGGGUACAGUGGCUGGGGAUUCGUCGUCGUUCGUCGCACUAUCGUCCUGCAAUGGUCUGAGAGGUAUUAUAGCCUUUUCAAAUGGUUCCACUUACGGAGUUUGGCCGUUGGAUGUGGGCGAUCGUGGACGAAGGCAUCCUCAUAUCCUUUAUAAAACUCAUUGGACCCAAGAGGCGAAAUGCGGGACAUCAAUGGCGCCAAUAGAGCACACCAUCCGUCGGAGGGUGAGUGGAAUGUUUCCGAAAGCUAUUUGCAGUUUUGUUAAGAUUAUCUGCAGAAAGCCAUUUGUGGCGUUGCCCACUUUGAAGGAUGGGAGGGGCACUGUGUGA
This is a messenger RNA of Cooperia oncophora, 384 nucleotides long. NCBI's taxonomy places the organism in Eukaryota, Metazoa, Nematoda, Chromadorea, Rhabditida, Trichostrongylidae. The record is from the annotation of a GenBank genome assembly.